This is a messenger RNA of Emiliania huxleyi CCMP1516, 2214 nucleotides long. RefSeq lists its product as hypothetical. Gene Ontology annotation, molecular function: oxidoreductase activity. The transcript is spliced from 4 exons. The coding region runs from base 1 to 2214 and encodes 737 amino acids. Lineage: Eukaryota; Haptophyta; Isochrysidales; Noelaerhabdaceae. The record is from RefSeq and is a predicted model, not a curated record.
AUGAUGCGCGAUGCCGCAAAGAAACUCGUGGUCGCGUGCGCUCUCGUGUCCGUGACCUUUGCCAAAGCGAGCCACGAGUGUGGCGACGGCCUCCUGGGCGCGAGCACGACCCCGUGGGAGGAGCUUCAGCAGCUUGCAAGCAACCGCUUCUACGGCACCUAUCAUGAGAGCCGCGCCAACAUGCCCGAGCAGCAGCCUGAGUACAUCGAGCUGGCCAAGAGGCGGCAGUACGAUGGCGAUGGACGCAGGGUCGCAGCGUCCUUCGACGACAGGCUAUUGCACUUUGGCCUCGUCGACAGCCAGCUGAGGCAUGCCGGGGAGGACGCGUACGGCUUUCUCGAGUCCAUCGGUACCAAGAUGAUCCCGCACGGCAGCCAGCGAGCGCCCAACUACACCAGCGUCACCAAUGGGCAACUGCUGCGCGGCGAGGGCGAGCUCGACAGCGGCCACUUCUUUGACCAUCUGCUGGGCAACGAACACUGCCUGCGCGAGUGGCAGCACCUCGGCGACAACAUCGACGACGACGUCUGCCUCGCAGGCCUCUUUCACAGCAUCUACGGCACCGUGGGCUAUCAGGCUUCGCAGUUUCCGAUCUCCAGGCGCGAUGAGCUGCGCGAGCUCAUCGGUGAGCGCGCCGAGCAGCUCGUGUACUGGACGUGCGCGAUGGACAAGGCCACGUGGUUUGAGAUGCUUCUCGCCAACAAGGACCUCAAGCACAAGGCGCCGCUCCACCACUUUUCCGGACGCACCACCGCCCUGGGGAAACCCGUGCCAGGCAUCUGGCCGCAGGACGGACCCUUCCGCCUGACGGGGGAGGAGCGCUGGACGAUGACCGCGCAACAGUACACCGAUUACUGCGCGCUGCAGCUGUCGCACUUGUUCCGGCAGGCAAACAAUGGCGACCUCGACACUUCGUUCCUGCGCGACCGCUUCCACGAGGCCCACCGCAUCAUGGCGGAGCGCGCGGGCGGUGCCGCCCUGCAGCAGUUCCACGACGAGCUCUCUCGCUACCGCAGGGAGAAUGCGUCGCUCCUCCUGGAGCACGAUGAGCGGGGCUGUGCCCCUGUCACCGCGCCCACCAGGCUUCGGGGCCAGCCAUUCGUGCCUGGCGGCAACAGGGACUCGAUGCCGCUGGUGGAAGCCCUCGCCGUCAUCGGCUCCCGCCUGCACGAGGUGGGCGUGGUGCUCAUCCGUGGGGCACCGCUGAGCGACGCCAACGACUUUGAGGCCUUCUUGGAGGCGAUGGGCCAUCGGCUCUUCCCGUACCACCUCGGCACGACGACGCGCUCCAUGGUGGGCGCGCUCGCCGCCGAAGCGUCCGACCUCGCGGCGGCGAUGAUUGUGGAGCCCCACCAGGAGCUAGCGUAUCGGCGCGAGCAGCACCCGAGCACCAUCAACUUCUUCUGCGCGCGUGCGGGAGGCGCGCAGGACGGCGGCGAGACGCUGUUGGCCGAUAUGCGCAACGUGACGCAGCAGCUCGACGCCGCACUUCUGAGUGGCAUCCAAAAGCUCGGCCUCACCUACAUUCGAGUGCUUCAGAACAGGACGCAAGACCCGGAGCAUGCCAAGCUCGGAUGGCCGCGGGGCAAGGUGACCUCGCCCAUGCUAUUUGGGGGCAACCGGCCGUCUUGGCAGGACUUCCUUGGCGACACGCGCGAGGAGGCGGAGCAGUGGCUGACGGCGAACGGCUACGGGUUCGAGUGGCUGCAGGGCGACUCGCUGCGCAUGUGGCAGACCGUCGACGAGGUCAUGCGCCCCCACCCCGUGACGGGAGAGGACAUCAUGUUUGCUCAGGCUCACGCUCACCACAACUCUUACCACUCGUCGCAUCCUGCCUUCCUCGCCGCGACACCCUACCCCUCCCCCAGCGACUUGGAACAGCUGCCGGUGCACGUGACGUACGGCAACGGCUCGCCGUUGAGUGAGGAGGCCCUCGCGCACGUGCGCGCGCUCGUCUACAAGAACUCGGUCGCUCUCACUCUGGAGGCAGGCGACGUGCUCGUGCUCGACAACCUCCUGACCGCACACGGUCGCAUGCCCAUGAGGGUCUCGAGCAGCCGCGUUUUGCUCACCUCGCUCGGCACUGGGCUUCGCACGCGGGUCCACCCCAUCAUCUCCUGCGAGGCCAGUGACGGCCGGCUCCUCGCCCUGGCGCCAUGCAUGCACGCAGAUUCUGAGUCCGACGGCGCCGGCGGGCCCGGCCUCGGCUACUAA